Messenger RNA from Brachypodium distachyon (stiff brome), 1206 nucleotides. RefSeq lists its product as uncharacterized. The transcript has a single exon. Lineage: Eukaryota; Viridiplantae; Streptophyta; Magnoliopsida; Poales; Poaceae. The coding region runs from base 198 to 815 and encodes 205 amino acids. The record is from RefSeq and is a predicted model, not a curated record.
CUAGAAGAAAAUAUAUACGCCAGCCAGCCGGCCCACGACUAAACCCCACUAUCCUUCCCGGCGAAUUCUCCAUUGCUUCGCUUCCGCAAGACUCUUUCUCCCCCUUUCCCCCCUUCCUCGCCUCAAGGUAGGUAGCCGCCAUAGCCGAGAACCUAACGCAACUGCACGCCGUUGAUCGGCGGCGUCCGGCCGGGUCGAUGGAGCCAUCGUCGGACGACUGCGGGGUUGCCGCCUUGGCGGCCGGCGGCGGCAACAAGAAGCAGCAGCCCCAGUUGGGGCGGUCGCUGACGUACCACCACGGGGGGCACCGGCGGGGGCGGGGGCGGGCGCAGCUGGCGGACGAGCCGAGGGCGAGGGCGGACGCGGUGGUGCUCUACACGACCUCCCUCCGCGGGGUGCGCCGCACCUUCGCGGACUGCUGCUCGUCGCGAGCCAUCCUGCGCGGGCUCCGCGUGGCCGUCGACGAGCGGGACGUCUCCAUGGACGCCUCGCUCCGGGGGGAGCUCCAGGCCCUGCUGGCGGCGCGUGGGCGCGGGUUCUCGCUCCCGCAGUUGCUCGUCGGCGGGAAGCUCGUGGGCGGCGCCGACGAGGUCCGCAGGCUGCACGAGUCCGGCCAGCUCAGGCGCCUCCUCCGCGGCGCUGCUGGCCAGGACCCGGCCUUCGUCUGCGCUGCCUGCGGCGGCGCCCGCUUCGCGCCUUGCCCGGCAUGCGACGGCGCCCGCAAGGUGUUCGACGAGGAACAAGGCCGCGCACGACGCUGCGGCGACUGCAACGAGAACGGGCUCGUCCGCUGCGCCUACUGCUCUUCUUCUUGACUUUGAAAUCGAUCGAUCACCGCAAACACGAUCGUCCGAAUUCCAGUUCUAUUAUUCGCUGCUAAUUAAUUUGAAGGAGGAUAUAUAUUUAGAGGUGGUAGAUGAUUCGUCAUCAGAGAGGUGCGUUUCAUAUUGUUUCUUGGCGUUGGAUUUGUGUGUUAUAUAAAUCUGAACCCGAUCAUUUGGGGAUUGGUUCAGAUUGGGUGCUGUGCUCAUGGUCAUGGAGGAAGAACGAAUUGCUGUUCUUGCUGCAGAAAAAUUGCCAUUGUGGUGAUGGCGAUUUGGGAAAUAAUACGGUGCUUGUAUAUGUGUGUGUGGGUAAUGUAAAGGGAAGAUUUGUCACUGACAUUAGCUUGAUUAAUUAAUGUAAAUACUUGAGCUUGGUUGAUCA